Molecule: messenger RNA, 4840 nt
Organism: Rhineura floridana
Lineage: Eukaryota; Metazoa; Chordata; Lepidosauria; Squamata; Rhineuridae
Product: zinc finger protein OZF-like
Exons: 6
Coding region: 413-2041 (542 amino acids)
Biological process (GO): negative regulation of transcription by RNA polymerase II
Molecular function (GO): DNA-binding transcription repressor activity, RNA polymerase II-specific
Source: RefSeq, a predicted model, not a curated record
UUUGCGAGCCAACGCGGGAGGGAGAGACCCUUUUGCAUAGAUGCCCUCCUCUGUGCCCUGCGCCCAUCAGAAGCUCUGGACCAGGUGGGACGCAGUGGCAUCUCGUAGAGGACACUCUCCCCUUUCCUGGACUGUAUGAUUUGCCUUGGCCCAGAGCAGAUUUUGGGUUGACUACGACUUAUGGUGACCCUAUGAAUCAGUGACCUCCAAGAGCAUCUGUUAUGAACCAAGUGACUUAUAGGUAAUAACAAUUGAAAGUGAAAAUGGAAAUGGACUGUCUUCAAGUCGAUUCCGACUUAUGGCGACCUUAUGAAUGGGGUUUUCAUGACACUUGAAAGCCGCUCCUGACUUGAAGGUGCAUCGUGGCCGCGGCUGCGAGAUCCCCAGAUCCAACUCCCCAGCGGGCAGCGCAAUGGCCUUAGAGGGACUGUCUGGGCUGCCCCUUCUCUGGGGUGGGGUGGAAAGAGCUGCCGGGCAGCCCCCUCAGGGUCCGGUGACCUUUGAGGAGGUGGCUGUUCAUUUCAUGGAGGAGGAGUGGGCUCUUCUGGAUUCUGGCCAAAGGGCUCUGCACAGGGAAGUCACGGAGGAGAUAUACGACAUGGUGGCCUCUCUCGAAUCGGACCUCAAUUCCUGUUGGGAAGAAGGAGAAGAUCUGCUUAUCCAGGACCCCGAAGAAGAAGUGGCUUCAUCAGCAGCAGAUGAUGGGCAGAAGAAGGAGAAUUAUAGGGAAUCACAGAUGAUGCCAUUGGUAACAACCAAGCGUGAAGCACAGAACGAAACGUUUGGAAAUCACAGGGGACCAAAAAAGUGUAAAAGAAACCAGUCAAAGAAUGAGAAGAAGAAAUCCUCUACUUCUAAGGCUUUGCAUCAAAGAACCCACACAGAGGAGAAACCAUUUAAAUGCAUGGAGUGUGGAAAAAGCUUUCGUCAGAGCGGUCACCUUACUUUACAUAAAAGAACCCACACAGGGGAGAAGCUGUAUAAAUGCAGAGAGUGUGGAAAGAGCUUCAGUCGAAAGGAUUCACUUGCUGUACAUGAAAGAACCCACACAGCGGAGAAACCCUUUAAAUGCAUCGAGUGUGGAAAGAGCUUCAGUCAGAGCAGUCACCUUACUUUACAUGAAAGAACACACACAGGGGAGAAACCAUAUAAAUGCAUGGAAUGUGGGAAGAACUUCAGUCGAAAGGAUUCCCUUACUUCACAUCAAAGAACCCAUGCAGGGGAGAAACCCUUUAAAUGCAUUGAAUAUGGAAAGAGCUUCAGUCGAAAGGAUUCCCUUACUUCACAUCAAAGAACCCAUGCAGGGGAAAAACCCUUUAAAUGCAUCGAGUGUGGAAAGAGCUUCAGUCGGAAUUAUUCCCUUACUUCACAUCAAAGAAUCCACAUGGAGGAGAAACCGUAUGAAUGCAUGGAGUGUGGGAAAUGCUUCAGUAACAGAAGUAACUUAACUUCACAUCAACGAGCACAUACAGGGGAGAAGAGAUUUGAAUGCAUGGAGUGUGGGAAAAGAUUCAGCGCUAGCAGUAAACUUAAGGUGCAUCACAGAAUACACACAGGGGAGAAACCAUUUAAAUGCACAGACUGUGGAAAGAGUUUUAGAAUGAGCAGUCAUAUUACCGUACAUCUACGAACACACAUGGGGGAGAAACCAUUUAAAUGUAUGGAAUGUGGAAAGAGUUUUAGUGAGAGCGGUAACCUUACUUUACAUCGCCGAACGCACACCGGGGAGAAACCAUUUAAAUGCAGUGAGUGUGGAAAGGGUUUUAUUCGCAAUGAUCUUUUAACUUUACAUCAAAUAACCCACACAGGGGAGAAACCCUUUAAAUGCAGGGAGUGUGGAAAGAGCUUCAUUGCAAAAUGUGGCUUGACUGAACAUCAACGAACCCACACCGGGGAGAAACCUUUUCAGUGCAUGGAGUGUGGAAAGAACUUCAGUGCUAAUGGUGCCCUUUCUAGACAUCAACGAACACACAUCAUAGCAGUAAACUUAAUGCACAUCAUACAACUCACAUGGGAAAAACCAUUUAAAUGCAUGCAGUAAGAAUCAUCACAUAAGAACAUAAGAAGAGCCUGCUGGAUCAGGCCAGUGGCCCAUCUAGUCCAGCAUCCUGUUCUCACAGUGGCCAACCAGGUGCCUGGGGGAAGCCUGCAAGCAGGACCCGAGUGCAAGAACACUCUCCCCUCCUGAGGCUUCCGGCAACUGGUCUUCAGAAGCAUGCUGCCUCUGACUAGGGUGGCAGAGCACAGCCAUCAUGGCUAGUAGCCAUUGAUAGCCCUGUCCUCCAUGAAUUUGUCUAAUCUUCUUGUAAAGCCAUCCAAGCUGGUGGCCAUUACUGCAUCUUGUGGGAGAUACAUGCUUUACAUGAAAGAAUGCAUGCAGGAGAGAAACUGUAAAUGAAUGGAAUGCAGAAUAACAUCAGUGUGAGCCUUACUCUAUGGCUUUAAAGUGGAGGACUGGUGGAAUCUAGGCGACUAACGUAGUAUUUAGCAAUGUUAAGUAUGUAGUUAAUGUUAAUGUUAUGUGCCUUCAAGUCCAUCUCAACUUAUGGCAACCCUAUGAAUCAGUGUGCUCCAGUAGCAUAUGUUGUUAACCACGCUGUUCAGAUCUUGUAAGAUCAGGUUUGUGGUUUCCUUUAUGGAGUCAAUCCAUGUUUUGUUUGGCCUUCCUCUUUUUCUACUCCCUUCUGUUUUUCACAGCAUUAUUCUUUUCUAGUGAAUCAUGUCUUCUCAUUAUGUGUCCAAACACCCAUUUAUUUGUCUUUUUCUAGGUCCAUGGUAUCCACAAAGCUCUCCUCCAGCAGCACAUUUCAAGUGAAUUGAUUUUUCUCUUACCCGCUUCUUCCACUGUCCACCUUUCACCAACUUUUUGGUUAAUGACUGUGCCAAAGUAUUGCUAAUCCUUGACAAGUUUAAUGUCCUCAUUGUCAACUUUAAAGUUACAUACAUCUUCUGUUGUCAUUACUUUAGUCUUCUUGAUGUUUAGCUGUAGUCCUGCUUUUGUGCUUUCCUCUUUAACUUUCAUCAGCAUUCGUUUCAAGUCAUUAAUGACAACAGAAGAAAAUUUAUGUAACUUUAAGGUUGACAAUGAGGACAUUGAACUUGUCAAGGAUUAUCAAUACCUUGGCACAAUCAUUAACCAAAAUGGAGACAAUAGUCAAGAAAUUAGAAGAGGGCUAGGACUGGGGAGGGUAGCUGUGAGAGAACUAGAAAAGGUCCUCAAAUGCAAAGGUGUAUCACUGAACACUAAAGUCAGGAUCAUUCAGACCAUGGUAUUCCCUAUCUCUAUGUAUGGAUGUAAAAGUUGGACAGUGAAAAAAGCGGGUAAGAGAAAAAUCAACGCAUUUGAAAGGUGGUGUUGGAGGAGAGCUUUGCGCAUACCUUGGACACACCCGGGGAGAAACCAUUUAAAAGCAUGGAAUGUGGAAAGAGCUUCAGUGUGAGUAGUGCACUUAAUGUACAUCACAGAAUAUACACGGGGGAGAAACCAUUGAGAUGUGAUGUGGCAUAGGCCGCCAUUAGAGCAAGGCCUGGCGCACUCGUCCGCCCAUGGAGCUGUUGUCACAUACUGCUGUUACCAAUAGAAGGCCUGGCCUAACUGCCCCUGAGGAGUUAGGGUGUAGAUCUGGUCUAGUGAAGCGCUUCACUGACUAAACAACCUUAAAACAGGCUUUGGCUUCUUCAUGGAGUCUCCCACAAAACAGAAGCCAUUGUAAAUUCCACAACAGAUAUAUGUUGUGUGGAAAGCGUUUCAGUGAGAAUCGUCACCUUACUUUAUAUGAAAGAAUGCACCCAGGGGAGAAACUGUAAAUGAAUGGAAUAUGGAAUGACCUUCAUUGUGGGCCUUACUCUACAUCUUUAAAGUAGAGGAGUGGUGGGAUUUUGGUGGACCAAUGUAGUAUUUAGCAAUGUUAAGUAUGUAGUUAAUUUUAAUCGUACAGGCUAUCAAAGAUUAAAGCCCUAUACGGCUUUGGGCCAAGAUACCUCUUAUGUAUCCAACUAAUCACUGCAACUCCCUCCGUUACAUAUCAGAUAUCUUCUGUCUCGGUUUUCUUUUGGGCAUCAACUGAAGACCUUCCUUCCCCCCCCCAACCAAACUUUUAAAUGGAGAUCUUUAUCCCUGUUUGUAUUUGUAUUGGAUUUUAAAAUACUUUUAAUCAUUUUGAAGUAUGAAAUGGUUUUGUUGGUGUUUUGGGGAAGCAAUUAAUAAAUGGAAAUAAAAAAGUAAUGCUAAUCCUAUGUAAUGGCCACUUUACCAGGUGCUUUCAUAUCAUUUAGUAUACUUUUAACUGUUGAUGUUAUUCAUUUUCCUUUUUAAAUAUGUGGAUUUUUAUUGAUAAUUCCAGUGCAUGUUUUAUAUUGAUCAAAAUGCCCUGGCAGAUCUUGAAAUGAAGAAUGAAAUUGAGGAAGCAUCCAAACUAUUAUUUAUUAUUAUUUAUUUAAUUUGUAUCCCGGCCUUCCUCCCAGCAGGAGCCCAGGGCGGCAAACAAGGCACUAAAAACACUUUAAAACAUCAUAAAAACAAAUCUUAAAAUACAUUAAGACAAGCCAGCAUUAAAAACAUUUUAAAAACUUUUUAAAAAGGGUUAAAAACAUUAUUAAAAAACAUGUUAAGCAAUUCUGACAGAGACACAGACUGGGAUAGCUCUCAACUUAAAAGUCUUGCUGAAAAAGAAAAGUCUUCGAAAGGCGUCGAAAAGAUACGAGAUAAUUUGUUGGAAGAUUCAGGACAGACAAAAGGAAGUACUUCUUUACUCAGCGCAUAGUUAAACUAUGGAAUUUGCUCCCACAAGAUGCAGUAAUGGCCACCAGCUUGGACGGCUUUAAAAGAAGAUUAGACAAA